CCCUCAGUUGCGCAAUGAGCCAACAUGGUGGCGCAGAUAUCAACGCUUUUGAUUCUGGCAAUCUGAUAACCAUUGUCUGCGAACGAACCAUGAUGCCGACUCGCAUCAGGGAUCUCCCCGCACACCAAGCCGUCUUCGGAUCGCCUUUCUCAACCUCAAGGCUAGAGCCAUGCAGCAUUUGCGAUGCAUCCCACCGUAAGUACGCAUAGU
Messenger RNA from Periconia digitata, 210 nucleotides. The record is from the annotation of a GenBank genome assembly. NCBI's taxonomy places the organism in Eukaryota, Fungi, Ascomycota, Dothideomycetes, Pleosporales, Periconiaceae.